UGCUGUUGUUGAGUGUGGAACAUGUAAUGGGGGAUGAAAGCCAGUGCAUAUCCGAAGAGAAUGGAGAUUGUAAAGGCUUGGAGAAAAUAAAUCUGUUGCUGGUUGGUAAGACAGGAGCUGGCAAAAGUACAACAGGAAACACCAUACUACGGCAAACAGUUUUUAAGACAAGUUCCACUGCAACGUCAGUCACAAAACAUAUUGAAGCCGCAACCUCUGAGUACAAAGGCUAUGUUUUAAAAGUUGUUGACACCCCAGGUGUUUGUGAUACGGACAUGUCUAAGGAAGAACUGACAGACAUUCUGGUCACUUCCAUGUCGGCUAGUCCUGAAGGAUAUCAUGCACUGCUACUGGUCGUACGGUACGGUUAUAGGUUUACUAAGGAGGAUGAAGGCGCUAUUGAAACACUGAAAGAUAUUUUUGGAGAAGAAACUGUAAAAAAUAACAUUAUCCUGAUUGUGAACGGAGGGGAGUCGUUUGACACCGAAGAAGAAGCACCAGACUUCAAUGAAUGGUGCUUAAAACAGACAGGUAAUUUUCGUCGUCUGCUGGAGGAAUGUAGCAGACGUGUUGUAUAUUUUGCAAAUAAAACAAAAGACAAGAAAGUGAUAGACAGGCAGAUCGAUCAGUUGAUCGAACAAAUCAGGUGGAUAAGAAAAUCAUACAGCAGCGAUGACUUGAAGAAAGCGGAAGAAAUACGCACUUUUCGAAUACAAUGUGCUAAGGCAUUUAAAAAUAUCUAUGACGAUUUUAAAAGCCUUGGAAAUUACGGCUACAGCCAAUUGUCAAAGUUGGAGCAUUUAAAGAAAGAAGCCCAGAACUUGGAAGAAAUUUUGGUAAGCAAUCUAAAAAAAGACACUAAAUUGAUAGACCAGCUGAACGACUCUAGAGAGUUGCUGAGUAACAUAAACUAUGCGGUGAACACAGCCAUAGAAAACAAACCACGAGCAGAAACUACAGCAGUUGGUAGCUCGGGUGGUUUUUGGGGAAAUCUCUUUAAGGUGGUACGAGGUAUUUUUAGAUUCUUUUUCUCUUGAAUUUUGAACAGUGUAUUCUAAUAAAUUGAUGUUACAUAUUGGAAAUAAUUUAUUUUUUAAAUGUUAUUUUUAUAUUCGAGUUUGCUCAUAUUUAGAUUAGUGUAGAUGUCCUAUAUCAUACUUAUACAACAUACAUUAUUUCACGUUUUUCUUUAUCUAGCUAUUCUAAAUUUUGAACAUUUAUCGGCUGUAAUAUUAGACAUGGAUUUUUAAAAAUAAGGUUAUAUGUAUCAAGGCAAAUGGGGCAGAUGAAGUGGAGUUCAUCUGUUUUAGUGACCUCGGUAUACAAAGCAGAGGCGUAGCGACCCUUCCCGGCGCCCGGGGACAAUCUUUUCGAUUUGCACCUCCCCUCAAAAUUUCGAUUUGCACCCCCCACUCGAGAUUUCGAUUUGCACCGCCCUCAACCUUUCAAUUUAAU
This is a messenger RNA of Physella acuta, 1455 nucleotides long. RefSeq lists its product as uncharacterized. NCBI's taxonomy places the organism in Eukaryota, Metazoa, Mollusca, Gastropoda, Physidae. The record is from RefSeq and is a predicted model, not a curated record. Gene Ontology annotation, molecular function: GTP binding.